UGAGUGGAGUCGGACUCGGACUCGGUCUCGGACUCGGUGGUGCUUAGCUUUUUGGUUUUGGAGUGUUAUCUCGGAGAACGGGGAUUGAUUGCGAUUUACACAAAAGAUAAAGAGAGAAGAGGAAGAGAAUCACAAGAGUAGACGGGAGAAACACAAAAAAAAGUGAGGAUCAGUGAGAAGUGGUGGAAAUGUUUACAUGCAUAGCGUGUACGAAGCAAACGGCGGAGGAAGGGGAAGAAGGUUGUGAGAGUGGCACGUCGAGUACAAAAGAAGUUGUCAAAAGUCUGAGUGCGCAGUUAAAGGAUAUGGUACUGAAGUUUUCAGGUUCUUACAAGCAGUGCAGACCUUGCACAGGGUCCAGUGCCUACAAGAAAGGACAGAGGCCAUAUCCUGACUUUGACACCAUUUCAGAAGGGGUUCCAUACCCCUAUAUUGGAGGAGCAAGCUCAACUUCAACCCCUGCUUGGGACUUCACAAGCUCCUAUAUCCCUGGUGGUAGAUCAGACCAAAGAUUUAUGGGUGGCUUGAAUGGUGAUAGGACCUCUAGAGGCCCUGAGUCAGCACCAGCAUGUGAUGUUGUUGUUGAGGAAGAGGAUGAAACCAAGGAGUGGAUGGCACAGGUGGAACCAGGUGUUCACAUUACCUUUGUGUCUCUUCCUAAUGGUGGAAAUGAUCUCAAAAGAAUUCGCUUCAGCCGAGAGAUUUUUGACAAGUGGCAAGCUCAAAAAUGGUGGGGUGAGAAUUAUGACAGAAUCAUGGAGCUUUACAAUGUCCAGAGAUUCAAUCGACAAGCUCUUAACACUCCUUCCAGAUCUGAGGAUGAGGCGCAAAGAGAUUCUUCUUACUCAAGACUGACAUCUGGACAAGAAAGCCCGGGGUCGAUGUCGUUGAAGGAAUGGACAACAAAGGAAUCACUAUAAAACCCUCAUUGAAUAACCAAUCUGAAGCUAUGGAUUCAAGGUGGUGGUCCAAACUUCCCAGCAGGAUCAUCUGUGGAAGCAUCUAGGACAACCACUUCUUCUAGAGACGAGCCUUCAAUGAGCAAUGCUAGUGACCUGGAGGCAGAAUGGAUUGAGCAAGAUGAACCUGGAGUGUACAUCACGAUCAGGCAACUAGCUGAUGGAACCAAGGAGCUUCGUCGUGUCAGAUUCAGGUAAUAUUAU
Molecule: messenger RNA, 1163 nt
Organism: Vigna umbellata (rice bean)
Lineage: Eukaryota; Viridiplantae; Streptophyta; Magnoliopsida; Fabales; Fabaceae
Source: RefSeq, a predicted model, not a curated record